Molecule: messenger RNA, 4879 nt
Organism: Taeniopygia guttata (zebra finch)
Lineage: Eukaryota; Metazoa; Chordata; Aves; Passeriformes; Estrildidae
Source: RefSeq, a predicted model, not a curated record
CCACUCUGCUUGGGUAAAUGGUAAGAGAAUGAAAAGGUGAAGGAGGAUCUAGAAGAGCUCUGCACAGAAGCAGAAUUAGCAAGUCAUGAGUUAUCACGUGGCUUUUCUCAGACUGAAAGGCUCUGUUGAUUCGAUUUAUUCAUUAGGGCUUUCCAGGAGCGUAGGUUAUUAAGUGGGAGAAAGUGGGGUAUGUUACAACUUACUUUUAUAUUUCCUUUCCCGGAGGAUAUUUAGCACCACAGAAGCAGAGAAAAUUAUUGAAAGUAUCAUGCCACAUAAAUGGGAGAAUGAUAGGAAAAAGAGCAGCAGCUCUCUGAAGAUGGAUCAGAAGAACAGUGCUGGGAACAGGAAGUCCAGAAAGUUUCGCUCCAUUUCAAGAUCACUUAUACUCUGCAAUGCCAAAACCAGCGACGAUGGGUCAAGUCCUGAUGAGAAAUGUCCUGAUCCCUUUGAGAGCUCUACCAACUGGGCUCAAGAGGAUUUUGACUGCUGUCCCAGAACACAGCUGCCAUGCACAUCAGAGGCAGAGGACAGCCCACCUGAUCCUCCACGUGUGGUCACCAGCAUUCUCCAGUCCAAAGCUGCAGCAAAUGAGAACCGCAACAACACGAGAAGAAAGUUCCUCACCAAGGACAGCUGCAUCUGCAGGCUGUGUUCAACACCAGGGAACAGCAGCUCAGGAAUCAAACUCUCCAGGAGCCCAAGAUGUGCAUCUUUCUGGAAAGGGUUAACAGGCAGCCACGUGCCUGCUGAAGGCCCAGCAAACAGGGAUGGUUGCCUGAGCCCAAGGGAUGAACUGUUAACACUAAAUGUACAAUCACUGAAAGACCUGUCCAGAAAGGAGGCUGAGUCUCUCAUUCCCCCAACAACACAGCUGGUGAACACGAUGAUGGCUCACAAAGAAACACCAACACGUAAGGAAAGGCCUUUGGAAAUACAGAAUGGUUUUCUGCACGGUGCGCGCCCGCUCUGGGCCGGGGCUGCGGAGGGCCCGGCGCCCCUCAGGGACCACCAGCCCCACGCCCUCCUGGCCAGCCGAAAAUCACUGUCACAGCAGCUGGACUGCCCUGCAGGGAGAGCCCCGGCAAUUUCGAGGACAUCUAGAUCCCUAAGUACAGCACAACUAGUGCACACAUCCUGUGGCUCACAGGCUUCUGUAAUUUCAAACAUUGUAUUGAUGAAAGGACAAGGGAAGGGUUUGGGCUUCAGUAUCGUUGGUGGUAAAGACAGCAUUUAUGGACCAAUAGGCAUCUAUGUCAAAACCAUCUUUCCUGGUGGAGCUGCUGCUGCUGAUGGAAGGCUACAAGAAGGUGAUGAAAUCCUGGAACUGAAUGGAGAAUCCAUGCAUGGAUUAACACAUUAUGAUGCUUUACAGAAAUUUAAGGUUAUGUACUCUCCUUCCAGAACAACCUCUGGUUUUAGACAUAAUGUGCAUGUGAGCUCAACCCAUUCACUCCCUGUGUGUUCUUUCCAGCAGGCUAAAAAGGGUCUUCUGACACUUACAGUCAGGACAAGCUUCAGCACACCUCAUUUUGCUUCCAGCUGUCAGUCACCCCUCCUGUGUCAGUCACUGAGCUCCAGUACAUGCAUAACCAAGGAAAACAGCUCGUUCAGUUCAGAAAAUGCAGAAUUCUCCUUAAAUCCUACAAAGCCCAAUGACAGGGUCAUAAUGGAAGUUACCCUAAACAAAGAGCCAGGUGUUGGCCUUGGAAUUGGGUUAUGUAGCAUCCCUUACUUCCAGUGUAUUUCAGGGAUCUUUAUUCACACCCUCUCGCCAGGCUCAGUGGCACAUAUGGAUGGGAGACUAAGGUGUGGAGAUGAAAUUCUUGAAAUUAACGAAACUUCAGUACAAAAUACAACCCUUAAUGAAGUUUAUGCUGUGCUGAGCCAUUGUGAUCCUGGUGCAGUACAAAUCAUUGUUAGCAGACACCCUGAACCACAGGUGUCUGAGCAACAGCUAAAAGAAGCUGUUGCACAAGCUGUGGAAGGCAACAGAUUUGGAAAGGAGAGACACCAGUGGAGUACUGAAGGUGUUAGGAGGCUGGAAACGAGCUGGCACGGGCGGCAGCCCUGUGAGAAGCACAUGGACAGGAGCACGGGCUGCUGCAGCCGCCGCGCACAGCGGCUCAUGACCCGCUCCAGCAGCGACAGCAGCUACAACGCCCGGGCCUCCUGUGCCACUGCUGCUGUGCACCAGCUCACGGACCUGAAAGCAAGAGUACACAGCGUGGAUGUACCAAUCACCCAGCAGCCUGGGCUGCUCUACUCAUUUUCUGCCAGUAAUUCAGAGAGAAAUUCCCCUCCCACCUGUAGUGAAGGUGGUCGAAUCUUGCAAAACACUAAGAAGUCAUCAGAGAUCCUUGUUAGAAAACCUAAAUCAUCAAAGCCCAAACCUCCACCAAGGAAAUACUUCAAGCAGGACUGCAUGUGUGACGACCAGAGUAAUGCAGACAGAAAAGAAAAGCUUGUAUCAGAAGUGGCUGCCUCAUCUUCUGCAAGUGUGCGGCAGGAAGCUGGAGGAGCAAUGCUAGAGGGACAUCAAACCGAUGUAACCCACAGUGUCUUCACCACUUCUGCUACUGCAUAUGAUAAGGAACACACAGCUGCUGCUCCAGCGGGCAGAGAUCAAGAAAGAAAAGAAAAAUUAGGGAAUCCAUUUUCAUCAAUACAAAGGCCUGUACUUAAAAGACAAGCACGGGUAGAUUAUAGUCUUGAUACAACAGAAGACCCCUGGGUUAAAAUUUCUGACUGCAUAAAAAGCUUAUUUAACCCUACCAUGAGUGAAAACAACGUCCACUUAGAUUUGCAACCUGGCAUAGAUAAAAAAAAAGAGAAUCAAAAUCGAAGCAGCUCAGAGACAGUUCUGAAGAAAUCAGAAUCAGAAUUAGUUGGUUCCAAAGUACAAAAAUCAGAUGAAAAUGACAGUGUGAAAAAGGGUCCUCCUGUUGCACCAAAGCCCACCUGGUUCCGCCAAAGUCUGAAAGGAUUGAGGAAAGCAAAUUCAGAUCUAAAACCACAGGCAGAUCAAAGUCCUCCCAACCAUAACAGCAUUUCCAGCAAAAAACUGCAAUCCAGUUUAUCACGCGUGUCUCCUGGAGGAUCAUCAAUAAAGCAAAGAAUAAGCUCAUUUGAAUCCUUGAGUGCUCCACAGUCACCUGAAAAAACCCCCCGAAGGCUGAGCCUAAAACCAUCGGUGCAGAAAGAACCUUCUCGCCCUGCAGCAGGGGCAGAGGCAGCUCCAGCCUGUUCAAACCAACACUUCCUCCCACAUCAUGAAAACAGCCACCAACAGCCACCUGUGGCCAUGGCUACAAAGAGCCUGGAUAGAUCUUCCUCUCGCAGGGAGAGUACUGCCAGGCCAGAGAAAACCAGCUCAGAGAAAAGCAGCAAUGACAGCACUGAACAUCCAUCAAGUCUCUUGGCUCCAGGAGCCGUUAAUUCCCACCUUGUGUCUGUAGCAAAAGCGCACAGCCUAAGGUCACGAAGCUUCCCUCUCACUGCUGCCCAGGCUUGUGAGAUAAUGAAGCCCUAUGAUGAGAAGUGUAGCAAAAUCUAUUCCAUCAGCAGCCAGGUGUCAUCUGCUUUAAUGAAAUCUUUGCUUUGCCUUCCUCAGUCCCCAGCCUCUUCUGGAAACAGUGCAUGGGAAGCUCUGGACACAGUGUCUCAGUCCUCCAUGGAGGAGGAUGGGGCUUCCACCUCACCUGCGAGUGAGAACCAUCACCUGGAUACUGGGUUUUCACUAAACCUCUCGGAGCUGAGAGAAUACACGGUGAGCCUGGCAGACAAAGGGAAGGAGGAAGACAAACAGGAACAGGGCUCACCUCAAGCAUCUGGUGUGUUGGGGCAGUCAGUCAUCUCUCUGCUUUCCCCCGAGGAGCUGGUAAAACUUAUAGAGGAAGUCAAAGCUCUAGACGAAGAAACCUUAAAGGAACUUGAUGAUAUUCAUGUUACAGUUUUGCAUAAAGAAGAAGACACUGGACUUGGAUUCAGCCUGGCAGGGGGCAUUGAUCUAGAAAACAAAGUGGUAACAGUUCACAAAGUAUUUCCCAAUGGACUGGCCUGUCAGGAAGGAACAAUUCAGAAAGGAGAUGAAGUACUCUCCAUUAAUGGGAAGUCUCUGAAAGGUGCAACUCACAGUGAUGCCUCAGCAAUCAUGCGACAGGCCCGGCAAGCCAGACAAGCUGUUGUUGUCAUCAGAAAAUCCAAAGAUGGAGCAAAAAAUCUCAAUGUUUCAAUCAGCUCUAGCACAUCAUCAGUAGCAAGUGAUGCCUCACAAGAGUCUGCCACCGGAGAUACAAUCUGCACUGUAACUCUAGAAAAAACAUCUGCUGGUUUAGGAUUCAGUCUGGAAGGAGGGAAAGGCUCUAUUCAGGGAGACAAACCCAUCAUUAUCAACAGGAUAUUUAAAGGGACUGCACUGGAACAGAGCAGCCCAGUUCAGCCUGGUGAUGAGCUCCUACAAGUGCACACAACUGCCAUGCAAGGACUCACUCGUUUUGAGGCAUGGAACGUAAUCAAGGCAUUACCUGAUGGGCCCAUCACAGCCAUCAUCAAGAGGAAGAACGGCAGCUCUGUUUCCAGCAACUCAUCCAAAACUUUGUAAGAGGAGGGAUUAGACUACUGCCAAUAUUCAAACAAAGGAUUUUAUUACUUGCAGGCACUUGGCUGGCACAGCAAGAUACUCAGAAAGCAUCCACAAGGACUACACUGGAUCUUACUGCCAGUUACAAAAAAAGCUGUCUGGGAUUAACUAAAACGUGCAGGAAAUGGGCAUGAGUCUUAUUUCAACCUUCAGAAUCAGAUGUUAAAAAGUGUAUAAUUAUAAAAUAAUGGCUUUGUUAAUAAUAUAGUGGUUGUAAUAAAAUACAUGACAGCUAUA